GUGAGAGGACGUGUCGCUGCUCCCUCGUGUUAUUUUCCCCGCUGCCACAGUUACUUCCCAGCCGCUGUGUGCCUCGGUGAUGGCGCCGAGCCUUCCUGGAUAAGUAACGCGUGUGACCAUCACAGUCCCAGUCGAGUGGGAGACAUGUGCUAGAGCUGGGUGGUGGUGUUGUUGUUGUUGAAGGUGCUCUUGCAAGAUGCUUGGACCAGUGGGCAUGCCCCGCGUCGGCCACUCGGUGACCUGGUCUGACCGCGAGGUCAGCAUCUUAUCGCCGCCCGUCCCGCAUAUCCUCGUCAGCGCCGAGAACGCCGCGAUCUCGCGCCUCGACCGAUACUUCGACCCUCAGCCGCCGCCUCGGCCGGCCAAGCCCGUGGGUCUGCUGCCCAAGCCGUGCCCCGCCCCGGCGGCCUCCAAACCCAACACACUGUCAAGUCUCAUGAUCGGGCCGCCGCCGCUUAUCGACGGCGCCGCCUGCAAGACGUCCACGUGGACGUACAAGCAAGUGACGACGGCACGUAACUCCGGGAUGUCUGAUGUGGAGAAGGGCGUGAGGUUCCGGCCGGAGCGGCGGGAGAGGCGGCCGGUGCAGAAACUACAGUGGCGGGACAGUGCUUGGUCGAGGGGCUUCAGCGCCCCUAAGGACGACUAUCUGGACCUCGACACCCGCAUAACGGCCUCGUCCUCGGCCGACGGGUCUCCGCGCCACGCCAUAAAGCGGGUCCUGCUCCUGACGGAGAACUACCAGUACCGCGACGCCGCCUCCUUCAUCCAUCGCCUCCCCGCCGCCACCUUCAAGGUCAUAGUGACGGACCUGCCCAUCGAGGUGCUGGUGGACGCCAUGCCCCACUCACUGCCCAUCGUCGAGGCCCUCUUCUGCAAGGUGAGCGACACGGCGCCCGUCGUGGUCGGCUCCACCCGCAUCCUGCGCCCGGAGGCCGUCGUCUGGCAGAUGGUGCGCUUCUUCGCCCAGCAGGAGGAGUGCCUGACGGGGGACAUCCGAUGGGAGUUCUGCGGACCCUUCGUCACCUCCUGCAAGAAGGUGCUGCGCGUCAUCGCUCGCUCCGAACCCAAGAUUCGCAAGAUCUUGCAACAGAGGCGCAAGCAGCUGGAAAAGGCCAUCGAGGGCAUGGGCCACCAUGGCCUCGUGGGCACCUCCGACGAGUCCCUCCAGAGCCUCCACGACGCCCUCAAGCUCGAGUUCGAGAAGGUGGUGAAGUCGUACACUCAGGCGCUGGAGAAGCUGGAGGAGCUGAGCCUGAGCAACAAGGCGUCGCUGCAGCGUAGCAUCAGCCACGGCCCGGCGCCCAUCCAGGCGUCGCACCAGCGGCAGCUGUCCAUCACGCAGGAGGAGGUGCAGCAGCGCCUCAUCAAGAACAAGACGCUGCUCAACGUGGUGGAGCCCACGCUCGGCAACCACUCCCUCGACCUCCUCCUCGGCAUCCUCCAGCGGAGGAUCGAGUACGACAAGGAGACACUCUUCCAGUUCACGCAGCUGCGCAAGGAGGCCAAGGAGGUGGAUGGUAACGCAGUCAUCGCGCCUAUCCUCAUGCGCUACACGCACGGAUGUGAACAGGUGAGAUGCGCAUCUGGGCGGCGCAUUAGCGCUUCAGUUCUUGUGGCUAAAUCUUUUUCGCUUGAACGACCCUUAAAACAUGCAGCUGGAGUUCAAAUUAACGACUGGGACUUGAUCGUGGUGGAGAGAGAGGUGUUCAAACAGCAUGUGUUGGUCCAGAGAGCGAGCAAGAUUUAA
Molecule: messenger RNA, 1750 nt
Organism: Procambarus clarkii (red swamp crayfish)
Lineage: Eukaryota; Metazoa; Arthropoda; Malacostraca; Decapoda; Cambaridae
Source: RefSeq, a predicted model, not a curated record